UUGUUUUAUAACUCUUCCUCUCUUUCUUUUUAUCUUCUCUUCAUCCUCCUCUUCUUUUGUUUUGUAAUCCCUUCUCUUUUUUUUUUUGUUUUCCACAUAACCUCUUCUUUUUUUUUUUAUAUGUCUUCCUCUUUUUCUUCUUUUAUUAUCUCUUCCCCUCCUCCCCUCUUUUUUGUUUUCCUCCUCUUCUUUUUUUGUUUUGUAACUCCUCUCCUCUUUUUGUCUUUUAUCUUCUCUUCCAUCCUCCUCUUCUUUUUUUGUUUUGUAAUCCUCUUCCUUUUUUUUUUCUUCUCUUCCACAUUCCUCUUCUUUUUAUUUUUUUAUCCUCUUCUAAUUUUUUUGUUUUAUAACUCUUUCCUCCCUUUUUUAUGUUUUGAACCUUUCACUUUUUUUUCUUUGUCUUCUCUUCCAUCCUCCUCUUCUUUUUUGUUUUGUAAUCCUCUUCCUUUUUUUCUUUUAUUUUCUCUUCACAUCCUCCUCUUCUUUUGUUUUGUAAUCCUCUUCCUCUUUUUUUGUUUUAUCUUCUCUUCCCUCAUCCUCUUCUUUUGUUUUGUAAUCCUCUCUCUAACUUUUUCUUUUAUAACUUCUCUUCCAUAUCCUCUCUUCUUUUUUUUUUGUCCUCUCCUUUUUUCUUUUUUUCUUUUAUCUUCUCUUUUUUGUAAUCCUCUUUUUUUUUUUUUGUUUCUUUCCAAUCCUCUCCCUUUUUUUUCAAUCUUCUCUUUUUCUUUUUUUUCUUUCUUCUCUCUUUCUUUGUUUUGUAACUUACACUCUUUUUUUCUUUUAUCUUCUCUUCCUCAUCCUCCUCUUCUUUUGUUUUGUAACCUCUCUCUCUUUUUUAUUUUGAACUUACUCUUUAUUAUAGCAACCUCCUCUUUCUUUUGUUUUCUUCUCUUCCCUCCUCCUCUUUUUUGUUUUGUAACUCUCCUCUUUUUUAUUUGUCUUCUCUUACAUCCUCCUCUUCUUUUGUUUUGUUGUCCUCUUCCUCUUUUUUUCUUUUUUUUCUCUUCACUCCUCUUCUUUUCAACCCUCUCUUUUCUUUUUUGUUUUAUAACCUCUCUUUUGUUUUGUAUGUCUGAACUUUUUUCUUUUAUUAUAGCUUCCCCUCUCUUCUUUUUUGUUUUUGUAAACUCUCUUCUCUUUAUAUGUCUGAACUUACAUUCUUAUUAUAGCAACCCCCUCUCUAAUUCUUUUGUUUUCAAAUUCUCUCCACAUUCCUUUUUUUUUUGUAAUCCUCUCUCCUCUUUAUAUGUCUUCUCUUCCCAUCCUCCUCUUAUUUUGUUUUCCCAUCCUCUUCUCUCUAAUUUUUUUUGUUUUAUCUUCCACUCUCUCUUUUUUAUUUCUUUCUUCCCAACUUCUUCUUUUUUUUUUUUAACCCCUUUUCUCUAA
Messenger RNA from Acanthosepion pharaonis, 1386 nucleotides. The record is from the annotation of a GenBank genome assembly. NCBI's taxonomy places the organism in Eukaryota, Metazoa, Mollusca, Cephalopoda, Sepiida, Sepiidae.